AUGACAUGGUUUCGGGACAUACGCCGCUACGUAUCGUAUCAGCAGAGUCAAGGAUUGCGACCAGCAACAAUUCCUCGUAAUCGUGAUCGUGGUUACAGCAGCCGCAAUCGUAAAAGUUAUGAUCGUUCAUCGAGAAAUGAUUACAGGGAUGAAGAUUAUUGUGAUAGGGGAGGUAAAGGAAGAAGCGCAGCACCAGAUGAUGAAGCCACUGAAAAACCGCGUCAUGGCAGUAAUUCACGAUCCCCAAGUCGUAGUCCUCGCCGUUCUUCAAAUGAACGUUCAGUGAGCGUCGAUAGUCGUCGAAGCAACCGCAGUGAGAAAUCUCGUCGUUCCGGAUCGCGAGAUUCUUCACGCUCAGCACCACGUGAGAACACUGCUUCGCCACCACCACCAGCUUCAUCUCCUACAGUUAAACGAGAGGCUAUAGAAAAAGGUGAAACUCCACCGCUGCCGCCUUCACCGCCCCCAGCAAAAAUGGUUGAUACUGAACCAAAAAAGAUCAGCCAGGCUAUAGAAAAAGGUGAAACUCCACCGCUGCCGCCUUCACCACCCCCAGCAAAAAUGGUUGAUACUGAGCCAAAAAAGAUCAGUCAGAGUGCUUCGAUAUCUCCUGUAGAGCGUAAAACACGGAAAUCGAAGAAAGAUAAGAAAAAGCGCAGACGUCGAAGCCCUUCAUCCAGUUCAGCGAAUACGGCGAAUGAACCCUCUUCUGAGGAACUAAGCGAAGGGGAGCUUCGCAAAAAAAUCCUAAAGAAACGAGAAAAAGCGCUAAAAGAAGAAGAAGCUAUGGAAAGUAUGAAACAGCAACCUGUUGUAAAGCCGACAUUGGGAAAAUGGGAAGAGCAGGAAGCGGAGACAACUUUAUUGCAAAAUACCACACUCAAAUUCGGCUUGGAGAGCACGGUAAUGUACUCUGUUUCUUCUAGAUUUCUUUCGAAUGCAUGUAUGAAACAGCAACCUGUUGUAAAGCCAACAUUGGGAAAAUGGGAAGAGCAAGAAGCGGAGACAACUUUACUGCAAAAUACCACACUCAAAUUCGGUUUGGAGAGCACGGAAGAAGUACCAAAACGAGUAGUGCGUGAUGCGGUCCCGCAAUUUUCCUCCACGAAGGGUGUUUUCUCCUCGCCACCACCAUCCGCUACGGCCCUAAAUAAGCGUGAUGGGAAUAAUGGCGUGUUAUCGCUAUCGCCGCAGACUACCAAACCUGAUGAUUCAUUGAUGUCAUUUGCAAAGAAAGGAAUCAGAGAUUCGGGAAAGCAAAAUGAAGGAGCGAGAAGAGAGGUCAGUUUAUUUAGCACAGAUAUUGAUGCUUUGCUGGGAAAGCGCCCGCAAAUAGGCGGCUUGGAUGAUUUCAAAAGCGUACAGGUGCUUGAAUUUUGUGAUACUUGUUGCUUACCGCUUUAUCGAAUUGUUUUUUUCCAGGAAAACAAAAUGAAGGAGCGAGAAGAGAGUUCAGCUCGUGGACAGCAAUCACUUAGCUCAUUUCUCGAUGACACCGAUGAAACGUUGCAGCCCACACAAGGAGCCCUACGAUUGAGUUCGUUUACGCGUCAACUGAAUGCGGAACGAGAACGUGAACGAAAACUUGCUCGUUUACCACCGGAAAUACUGUCAAAAUAUACAGCCAAGAAAAAGCAACUAGAAGCGAUUGCUGUUGAAUUUUUUGCAAUUUUAUUGAAAUACGGCUUCAAGGAAUUGAUUUUUCGGCAUUUUAAGAAAAUUUCCCCUCCAUGGAUGCUCGAAAGAAUGCUUCGCUCAAAGGGAUAUUAUGGAUUGCGUCGUGAUUUUCCUCCUUCAAAUGUGUUCCGGGAUAUUGAUAAUUUGGAGCGUUCGCUUGAUUAUGCAAAAUGGUUGGAAUUCAUAACUCCUUUUCUUCGGGAAAAAGAUAGCAGGUUUCGCCUGGCACGCCAUCACCCUUUCAAGCAGCGAAUGAUCCAGCUUCGUGAAGCUGUACUAAAUCAAGAUUGGUCAAAAGUCGGCGCAUUCAUUGGUUUAUUACCAGCUUUUCGCCGAAACCUGAAAGAAGUCCCUGAACCAUUUCGGAAGCAACUGGAGAACAAUUCAGCUAGGACCUGUGGGAUUUUACAACCAUACGCAGCAACUGUUUUCCGAUCGGGCAUGGAGCGUUUCAUGCACCAUGAUAUCCCCGUAGAUAUGAUCACCAAAUCGGCCGCUGAAUUGAUGCUUGCCUUGAUAAAUGCCGAACGAAGACCUUCUAAUACUUUGUUUGACACCGAAAAUAGUUCGCUGCUCUAUGUCACUGAAUUGCUUAUUUUUGCGAUUGCGAACGGACAGGACCAGGAAGCACAGGAUUUGAUAGAUGCCACCUCAUCCUUACCUUCUAUAACACUAAGUCAUAGGGUAUUAUUUCCAGUUCAGCUUAUGCUUUUUUUUGCAUUUGACAGAAUAUUUGCCAAAAAGUAG
This is a messenger RNA of Gongylonema pulchrum, 2424 nucleotides long. The record is from the annotation of a GenBank genome assembly. Lineage: Eukaryota; Metazoa; Nematoda; Chromadorea; Rhabditida; Gongylonematidae.